UCUGUAACACUGUAACAUGGGGCAGUCUGAGAUCCCCAUGCUCCCAUCGAAGAUCUCAGAACCCCGGGUUCUGCUGCCCCUUCUCCUUUUAGAUUUCUGGACAGAGAAAGUAGAGAGAGGAAGAGGGAGAAGGAGAGAAUUAUUGAUAGAGGCGAGUUUCUGAGAGUUGGGACGAAGAAGAGAGGGAUCAGAGAAUGUCUCUAACUGGUGUGAAGAUGUCUGAAGAUGUUUGGUUAACAUGCCUCACUCAUGCAUUGUCUACUGAAAAAGAAGAGAUCAUGGGGCUUCUUCUCGGAGACAUUCAGCACUCAAAAAAUGGGGGUGUGACUGCACUAAUUUGGGGAGCAUCACCUCAGAAGCGAUCUGAUCGGCGGAAGGAUCGAGUAGAAACCAAUCCCGAGCAAUUGGCAGCUGCAUCAGCUCAAGCUGAGAGAAUGACCUUGGCAAUGGGAAGAACGACUAGAGUGAUUGGGUGGUACCAUUCGCAUCCUCAUAUUACGAUUCUUCCUUCCCAUGUUGAUGUGCGGACUCAGGCAAUGUAUCAACUUCUUGAUUCUGGGUUUAUUGGGCUGAUAUUUUCUUGUUUCAGUGAAGAUGCACACAAGGUUGGAAGAAUCCAAGUUAUUGCAUUCCAAUCAUUGGAUGGAAGACAGAACUAUAUGUUGAGACCUGUUUCAUUAUCCCCUGUAAACAGAAGUUCCAUUAUAGAUGUUGAAUCAUCUUGGAGUUCUGCUGAGAACACAUCAAGCAGGCCUGCAAGGGCAGAGUGUGUGGAACUAGAUACUGGUGAUACUGGUGAUUCAAGAACAGCUGUUGGAAUCAACAAGGGUGAGGGAAGAUCUUCAGAGUUGGGGGAUUUCUUUGCUAAUGCCGAUGCCAACUAUUUAGGGAGAGAGAGGCCGGGAGCAAAUUACUAUAAUGACAACCUAGAAAGAGCCAUUGUUGAUGUAGACCCUAUGGAUAUGUCAGAAAGCAUGCAAGAAGCCAUGCACCGUUCAAAUUUGGAAAUAAGUGGUGCAGAGUAUACAAGGAAGGAAAUUCCUCUUCAUGUGUUGCCAACCUCAUCUUUUGUCAACCUUGAUUCUCCUCUAACUUCUUUUAUGGAUUUACAACGUGUACUUUAUGAAGAGGAACGAGAAGCAUAUAACCAAGCCAUCUUACAAAAUAUGAGGGAGGGGAAAGUGCAUCCACUUACUUACAUUCAUCACACAUCAACAUAUCAGGCUUCCAUGUGCAAGUUAAUGGAGUAUUGCUUAAGUCCUGCCAUAAAUGUUCUGCAAGACCGUUUGAAAGAGAAUGAAACUCAGUUAACCCUGCUAGCUGAUGAAGCCAGGAUUCUGGAGGCUGAGGCGGUCCGAGGGAGUGACUUAAGCUCUGCAUCUCCACGUAAAAUUUCAUCUCCCAGCCUCCGAGGCAGUGCUUCUUUUGGUCAUAAUAGGGACAUGCAUAAUUCGGCAGAACCUAUUAAUUUGAGGAGCACUGGUAGUCGGAGCAGAAAAGGUUCCUAGUUAAAUCCUCCAUCAUUUUGAAGAACUGGGUAAGCAUUUUAUCUAGCUGUGAUACCCCUGCUAUCCUCAUUUGCUCCUUUUCUUCUCCCUCUUUUUGUUUUUGGGUUUUGUUGUAACUUGGAGAUCUUGGGGCGAUUUUCAGGAUGUAUGAUACCAAAAAAUUACAAGUUUUAUACUGAUUGUAAAGAAUGAUCAAGUUCAGUUAUUAUAUACAAGUUUAUCAGAUGUCUGAUUUUGGAA
Messenger RNA from Malania oleifera, 1748 nucleotides. RefSeq lists its product as uncharacterized. Gene Ontology annotation, biological process: double-strand break repair. Gene Ontology annotation, cellular component: BRCA1-A complex; BRISC complex. The coding region runs from base 195 to 1508 and encodes 437 amino acids. Lineage: Eukaryota; Viridiplantae; Streptophyta; Magnoliopsida; Santalales; Ximeniaceae. The record is from RefSeq and is a predicted model, not a curated record. The transcript has 10 exons. Gene Ontology annotation, molecular function: cysteine-type deubiquitinase activity; metallopeptidase activity; polyubiquitin modification-dependent protein binding.